Messenger RNA from Achroia grisella, 1650 nucleotides. RefSeq lists its product as uncharacterized. The transcript has 4 exons. The coding region runs from base 374 to 628 and encodes 84 amino acids. The record is from RefSeq and is a predicted model, not a curated record. Gene Ontology annotation, molecular function: cAMP-dependent protein kinase inhibitor activity. Gene Ontology annotation, cellular component: nucleus; cytoplasm. Gene Ontology annotation, biological process: negative regulation of cAMP-dependent protein kinase activity. Lineage: Eukaryota; Metazoa; Arthropoda; Insecta; Lepidoptera; Pyralidae.
CACAGUACAUUAUUAAAUAAACAUUGAAUUGAUUGUGCGUCUCAGUGAAAUUUUGUGAACAAUUUGCACGUGUAACCAGAAUGAAAUUGCUGACAAACAAAACAGUUAUGUGAUUGUGAGUACAGAUUUAGAGUUUCCGAAUCAAUAAAUUUGUUGUACCUAUAACAUUGUGUUUGGAUCACUGGAAACGGAUAACGGGAUGUCAGCCGUUAGAACCGGACGUGUGGGUAAACAUAGGAGAGGGCGACGAUUGAGCAGUGGAUCAGGACUGUAAGGUGCAUGAAGUGUAUAGAGUUGCAAUCUAUUGACAUCAGACAUCAGGGGUCAAGCCACAACACCGCCUGAGAUAUCUUUGGGAUGAAAUGUACUGAGAAUGAUGGCCAUAAUGCAGGACAGGAAUAGCGAGGAGGUACCGAAGGAAUUCCUCGAGACGGGCAGGACGGGCCGCAGGAACGCCAUGCCAGAUAUACUGCACCCGCAGGGCGCCGAGGUGACCACGGCAGAUCUUCCUUCGAGGUUACAGCAACUGGUCACUACUGAUUUAGACAACCCACAGCCUGGCACGUCGAAAGCAGAUCUCGACGUCAAGAAAUGCGAUGACGCAACUAAAAAAGACAGCUGCAGUUGAGCUGUCUCUCUCACUCACGUCCUAUCGGACGCAGGACUUGCCCAAAGCGAAAGUAAUCUCAACAGGUAAUUGUAAGCACUGAGUAAUGUAGUCCCACCUUAAUUUUAGGUGUGCAAAUAUAGUUCUUAUGUCGUUAACAAUAAGGUGCCGAUUGGUCUUAUAACGUAAACAUUGUGUUGCUAACCCAAAUAAUCAGUUCCCAUAGAGCAAAUACACCAUUUUAAUCUUAUUGUACUUAAGGUAAUAAAAUCAACAUAUUGACGUAUUAUUAUCUUUAUUAACGUCAGGUUACAGAUAUACGCGAUAAAUGUAUUGUUGGCCAUUUACCUUUUGUUUGUUAUAUAAAUAUAAUGACUGUUUCAAGUAUGUACGUAAUGUUACACUGUUUAUACAUUCAUGUAUGAAAUAUAGGGGAAACAACAGUUGAUUAACAAUAUAUUCAUAAUAAUAUUAAACUUUUAAUCAAUUUAUACCGACUUAUAGGAGUUCUAGAUUCGACUCAUUUUUUUGUUUGUGAAUUUACAACGUAUUUCUGUUAUUCCUUUUUAAUUUGAAAUCUGAAAUUUAAUCCACAUGUCUUUCAAUAUUAUAACUGAAGUCGGUAUUUUUGUAAAAAGUUCUAUUACUAAUAUUUUUUGUUACUUUCAUUGAAAUUAUAAAUUUUGCUUGAAAGAAAAGAGACGAAAUGCUCGAAUACAUUAGAUUUAUUAGACGUUUGAUGGUUUUUUAUAAGUAAUGGGGACGAUAUAAGAGCUGAGGUAUGGUUUUUGAAACGGGGGAAAUUGUUGUUCUGAUUGAUAUGUGUUAUGAUUCUAAAUCGUAGUUAAUAUUAAGAUGACCGUUUCUGAAACUAGAAGUUUGUAGAAGCCAAUGGUCUAUUUAUUGUAUUAUUACCAUCGAAACAAAAAUUAUUUAUUUUAAAAAUUAAGUUGUCCUUAAUAUCGUAUUUAAUACAUACUAGGAUAUGGAUCUUAGUUUUGCGUUGGAUAUUCAGUUUUUUUUUUCAGAUAGGUUUAGCUAAA